Gloeophyllum trabeum ATCC 11539 is the source of this 1506-nucleotide messenger RNA. RefSeq lists its product as uncharacterized. The record is from RefSeq and is a predicted model, not a curated record. The transcript has 2 exons. Lineage: Eukaryota; Fungi; Basidiomycota; Agaricomycetes; Gloeophyllales; Gloeophyllaceae. The coding region runs from base 1 to 1506 and encodes 501 amino acids.
AUGUCCGGUUACGCACCUCCAAUUUCGCACGCAACUGUUGCGACAGAUGAAGUCAUCCCUCUCUGCUCCAUGGACAUCUACAGAUACGCCACAGCGUUCUCCGGUGCAUACAAGUGGUGUAUCAAUGGUACCCUGGAUGUCCAAGUGCUCAAGCUGGGUCUGGAUGAACUCAUCGCGCGCGGGGAGUGGCGAAAACUCGGCGCUAGGAUACGCCGGAACGCGGAGGGGCGCCUCGAGUGGCAUGUACCGCGCCAGUUCUCCAAGGCGAGGCCGGCGUACCAUAUGACCAUCAGUACGUACGCCUCCAUGGAAGCUGCAAAGCUAUACAUACCAGGCGCAACCAGCGUUCCUUCCAUCCAGCCCAAUUUAGGGCCAGACUCGGUAUUCGUUCAUCCAAGCACUCCGAUAACCUUGGAGGAGUACCUUGAUCCGGAACACGACCAUCCUUGCUUCAAUAUCCAUGUAUCAUUGUUUCUAGACGGCUCAGUAACUUGUACCGGUAUCACGAUUCCACACGUACUGGGCGACGGCACUGGCAUCUCAAAGAUGCUGAUGAACUGGCUCACCCUCAUGGGCAAUCCGAACGCAGCGGUGCCCGCGAUGCAUAGCUACGACAAAGACCCGUUCGCGCCGCUGGAAUCCGCAUACGAGUUCGCUGAGGACCUCACAACAGAGACGUGGGAGGAAAUACUACACAACAUCCAUUUGCAAGAGGAACGGGAGGACCAUCCGAGAGAAGUCCGGACGGUCUACCUGCCCGGGUCGCUUGUGAGCCGGAUGCGCGCCGAGGCUGUCGAAGAGUUGGCUCAAAGGAGGAAGAGAGGCGAAGACGUACCUGAUUUCCUCAGUGAGAACGACAUCCUCUCAGCCUGGUGGAUCAAGAUUCUGUGCACGGACGUCGAUCCAGAUGACAAGACGCCCCUUAUAUCCUUUGUAGGAUCAUCUCUACGCAAACAGCUUCCCGAGUACUUCCCCAGAGAUACCUGGUACCCUCACAAUGCUACGUUGGCAUUCGCAUCCGAGUCCGUGCCCAUCGGUGCCGUCCGGAAUAUGACCAUCUGCGACAUCGCGUUGCUCUCGCGCUGGGCGUUGGUUCGUGGCCUAGCAGACAAGCAGGCGCUCAAGCGUGCCGUCGCACUCAAGUUGUGGUCGAAGGCGCUAACAGCCAAUAACGCCACCUCAUUCACCUCACCAUCGAGUGCGUUCGGGGCAUGGCAUUUUACGAGCGCCUGGACGGAGGCAAGGUGCAUGGAUUGGGAUUUCUCACCUGCAGUCGCUUUGUCACCCGUGCCGGGCACGGAGACUAGAAGGGCAAAGCCGGGAAGCGUACGUGCUUUCUCAGGAGGUGUAUACCAGUACGGGCCAUACCCCGUAAGAGCCUUGCUGACGGUGUUGGCGAAAGACAAGGAUGGAGGAUACUGGCUUCAGCCUUAUAUGAGAAAGGCAUACUGGAAUGCUGGCCUGGAGGACCGAUUGAGGCGGUUCGGAUGGUCCGCGAAACUCUAG